This is a messenger RNA of Penicillium riverlandense, 2361 nucleotides long. Its product is annotated as Sterol O-acyltransferase ACAT/DAG/ARE. The coding region runs from base 1 to 2361 and encodes 786 amino acids. Gene Ontology annotation, cellular component: endoplasmic reticulum membrane. The record is from RefSeq and is a predicted model, not a curated record. The transcript is spliced from 7 exons. Gene Ontology annotation, molecular function: ergosterol O-acyltransferase activity; hydrolase activity. Gene Ontology annotation, biological process: ergosterol metabolic process. Lineage: Eukaryota; Fungi; Ascomycota; Eurotiomycetes; Eurotiales; Aspergillaceae.
AUGCCUCGGGAUCAAGACAAUAAUCACUCGCCCGCGCCCUUGGUCCAGGGCCAGCUUUCAUCAGAAAACGAUGGCCCGCGCAGGCGCGUGCCCGUUAAGCUGCGCGAAACCAGCCGCGCCGGCCAGUAUCUACUCACUACCGAGGAUUCGGAGAUGCUCCAGGAAAUUCUAGAUAUCCAUCUGGAGAAACUGGGCGCGUCCUCGGAGCGGCGCUUCCUCUUCCGUGACUUGAACUUCACGCGGCAGCUCAGCACCUUCGACCGCCAGAACCCCACGUUUACCUCGUCGCAGUUCCAUGGCUUCUUUGUCCUCUUCUGGCUGGGGGUGGUUCUUUUGUUGGUCAAGUUCGCGGCCAAUAACUGGCGGGUCUACGGCACGCUCUGGGGCAAGAAUGAGAUCGUGCGCCUCAUGUUCCGUAAAGAUGUCCUGGUCCUCGGAGUGACCGAUUUGGUGCUGUGCUGGUCCCCAACGAUCUGCCUGGUGCUGCAGUGGGCUGUGCUCAAGGGAUAUCUCCGCUGGAGCCGGAGUGGAUGGAUUGUUCAGAAUAUCUGGCAAGCAACAUACCUGGGUGUUGCCAUCUGGUGGACUUAUCAUCGCGAUUGGCCAUGGACGCACACCGUUUUCAUCGUUCUACACUCGUUGACAAUUUUAAUGAAACAGCACAGCUAUGCUUCCUAUAACGGCUACUUGUCGGAACUAUACAAAAAGCGAGAACUGCUCCAAGCAAGACUAAAGCGGCUGGAAGAACAGAGCCCGGAGAGCUCUGCAUCACAAGGCCAGGCGUCUGCCAUCCAGCAGACCGAUCUCCAGAACAUUGCGGUUCUCGAACAGGAGGACCAUCGCCGCCUGUCCAAACCCCCCAACUUGGAUCAAGAGCUCGUGUUGCUGGCUAAGACCAUGGAGACAGGGACCCCGCUGAAUCCACCCCAGGUGCAAUCGUUGACCAGGCUGCUCCGAUAUGAAAUUGAUCUACUAUCGGACGUGCUCAAGGGCAAAUGUUCCUUGACCAAGAACUAUUACCCGCGCAACCUGACUCUGAAAGACUUUUGCGACUUCAAUACGAUGCCUACUUUGGUUUAUGAGCUCGAGUAUCCGCGCACGGAGCGCAUUGACUGGCUCUACGUGGCGGAGAAGACGGCCGCCACGUUUGGCAUCAUCGUGGUGAUGAUUGCUGUGUCGCAGUCGUGGAUCUACCCCGUGGUCAUGUAUACCGUGCGCAUGAAGGAGUCUGGGAUGACAGUCCAGCAGCGGAUGCAGGAAUUCCCCUGGGUGCUCAGCGAUUUGUUGUUCCCGUUCAUGAUGGAGUAUCUCCUGACCUUCUAUCUGAUCUGGGAGUGUGUCCUCAACGCCGUCGCUGAAAUCACUCGUUUCGCGGACCGCGGGUUCUACGCGGCCUGGUGGAAUUCAACAUCGUUUGAUCAGUUUGCGCGCGACUGGAACCGCCCGGUGCACAACUUCCUGCUGCGGCAUGUCUACCACAGCUCCAUCAGCACGUUCCAGCUAUCGCGACUGUCCGCCAGUCUAGUGACGUUUCUUCUUUCCGCCUGUGUGCACGAGCUGAUCAUGCUGUGUCUGUUCCGGCGCCUCCGUGGCUACCUGCUCAUCCUCCAGAUGUGCCAAUUGCCCCUGGUAGCCCUGAGCCGCACCCGGCUCCUACGCGGCCGGCACCUGCUUGGAAAUGUGAUUUUCUGGUUAGGCAUCUUCACGGGGCCGAGUCUACUGUGCAGCCUCACGAAGGUGAAGCCCAGGGCCAGUUCCAACAGGUCGCCAAUGUCUUACAUUGCCCGCCCGGCGGAUGGCUCAACCAAGCGCGCCAUCCUGCUGCUCACCGAUGUGAUCGGCCACCGCUUCAUCAACGCCCAGCUGAUCGCCGACCAGCUGGCCGCGAAUGGCUUGUUCGUCGUCAUGCCUGAUCUGUUCCACGGUGACCCGGUCCCGCUGAACCGCCCGGCCGAUUUCGAUAUUAUGGCCUGGCUCAAGGGUCCCCCCGGCCACCUACCGGACCGCGUCGAGCCCGUGGUCAAGGGCGUGCUGAAGGAGAUGCGCGACAGCAUGGGCUGUGAGCGUGUCGGGGCUAUCGGCUACUGCUUUGGAGCCUGUUUGAUGUCGCCUAUGUUGCUCACCCCAGCUUCGUUGAGGCCGACGAGCUCAAAGCGAUCAAGGGUCCUCUGUCCAUUGCCGCUGCGGCGCCAUGAGUCGGAGGAGAUCCUGGCUAAGGUGGGCCAGCCCUACCAGAUCAAUUUGUUUUCUGGCGUGGAGCACGGUUUCGCCGUCCGCGCGGACAUUUCCAAGCCGGAAAUCAAGUUUGCCAAGGAGACCGCAUUUACGCAGGCCGUAACCUGGUUCAACCAGUACCUGUAG